Molecule: messenger RNA, 1019 nt
Organism: Pyrus x bretschneideri (Chinese white pear)
Lineage: Eukaryota; Viridiplantae; Streptophyta; Magnoliopsida; Rosales; Rosaceae
Exons: 2
Coding region: 182-832 (216 amino acids)
Source: RefSeq, a predicted model, not a curated record
AAACCCCAAACUUGGACACACUGUUUCUCGAACCCAGAAUUUUAUUAGCUUUCCAUCAAAGAAAAGCACCCACCUCUUCCAAAAUUUAGAAAUUUAGAAGGAAAAAAAAAAUUCAUUUGAUCCAUUUGUGCAAGAAUUAAAAGCAAAGAAGAAGAAUCAGAAGAGGAAAUUGACAGAGAAAAUGAAGCUGAUUUGGUCCCCUGAUACUGCAACGAAGGCCUACAUCGACACCGUCCGAUCCUGCGAGGUUUUUCAAGAAUCCGGCGUGGCGGAGCUUGUUUCGGCCAUGGCGGCCGGCUGGAACGCGGAGUUCAUCGUCGAGACGUGGUCUUCGGGAGGGGUGAUCGCCACCAGCAUUGGGCUUGAAAUCGCCAGCCGCCACACGCGCGGGAGGCACGUGUGCGUGGUGCCAGACGAGCAGUCGAGGGAAGAAUACGCCGCGGCGACGAAGGAGGCAGGGAUGGAGGUGGAGGUGCUUGUGGGGGAGCCGGAGGAGGUGAUGGCUGGGCUCGUGGGGGUGGAUUUUUUGGUAGUGGAUUCGAAGCGGAAGGACUUCGCAAGGGUUUUAAGGCAGGCGCGGCUCAGCCAUCGGGGGGCGGUGCUUGUGUGCAAAAACGCUAGUUCGAGAAAUGCUUCGAGCUUCCGGUGGCGGAGCGUGGUGGAUUGUGGGUCGCGGCGCGUGGUCCGGUCGGUUUUUUUGCCGGUCGGGAAGGGUCUGGAUAUGGCGCACGUGUCCAGCUGUGGAGGGAAUUUGGAGUCGGGAAAAGGAGAAAAUAAAUGGGUUAAACAUUUUGAUCAACGAUCCGGGGAAGAACAUGUUAUCAGAAAGUAAUUUUCCUCAGGAAAUAGUAAUUUUUUUGUAACUUUAUUCCAUAAUUUUUUUUUUUUUGAUCUGUAAAUGUACGUAGUUUUGUCUCUGUGAACCCAAUUGUGUACAAAGUUUGUCUCUUGGACCCAAUCAUCUUUUACGAAAAUUCUAUAGUGUUCCAGAAUAUAUUAAUUUCCGACAUUCAGUUCAA